AUUCACUCCAAAGUCUCUAAUACAAACCUCAGUUUAAACGGUUUGGAUCCAAACCAUGCUCCAAAUAGUAACAAUCUUAUAAACAACUAUCCCACGACGUGCCUUGUCGUUGACCUUACGUCUAAAACUCCAAGAAAAUAAAAAAUAUAAGACUUUGUGUUAUAAAGAAGAAGAAUCAAAGAUCAAUCAAUCAUCUUUAUGUUGAUCAAAAUGGAAGCUCAAACCAUUCUUCUUUAUCUUUUACUCUUCUUUUUAUCUCUACACUUCGUGUUUACAACUCUAAAACCAUGGCUGAGCCCCGCGAAAACGCGGUGGCUGAUCCGUCUCCUCCACCUCCCGAUCAAGUCUCCGGCAGCCGCCACUGUUUUUGCCAGAAAAGACGUCCGUGAGUUUCUUGAUUCAUCAAUCCAACUGGAAAACAAAGAAGAAGACUCUUUCGGUUUUGAUUUCGAUUUCAGAACGUACAUGAUCAGCAAAGCAGAGUCAAUAAACAGAGCAUUAGACGAAGCCAUUCCACUCAUCGAGCCACUCAACAUCCAUAACGCAAUGCGUUACGCGGUUCUCGCCGGCGGGAAACGCGUCAGACCAAUACUAUGCCUCGCGGCUUGCGAGCUAGUGGGCGGGGAAGAGCGUUUAGCGAUUCAAGCGGCUUGUGCGGUUGAGAUGAUUCACACAAUGUCACUCAUCAAAGAUGAUCUUCCUUGUAUGGACAAUGACGAUCUCCGACGAGGUAAACCAACUACACACAAAGUAUUCGGAGAAAGCGUGGCCAUCCUCUCCGGCGGCGCACUUUUAGCCCUAGCUUUCGAGCAUUUGACCGAAGCUGACGUGUCAUCCAAGAAAAUGGUUAGGGCCGUUAAAGAAUUGGCUAAGUCUAUUGGAACGAAAGGACUCGUGGCGGGACAAGCUAAGGAUUUGAGCAGUGAAGGGUUGGAUCAAAACGACGUUGGUUUAGAGGAUCUUGAGUUUAUUCACGUUCAUAAAACCGGUUCGUUGCUCGAAGCGUCGGCGGUUAUCGGAGCGGUUAUUGGUGGUGGUUCAGAGGAAGAGAUUGAGAAAGUGAGAAGCUUUGCGAGGUGUAUUGGAUUGUUGUUUCAGGUGGUUGAUGAUAUUUUGGAUGAGACUAAGUCGUCGGAGGAAUUAGGAAAAACCGCCGGAAAAGAUCAGAUCGCCGGUAAGCUGACGUAUCCGAAAGUGAUUGGUCUAGAGAAAUCGAAGGAGUUUGUGAAGAAGUUGAAGAGAGAUGCGAGAGAACAUCUUCAAGGGUUUGAUUCGGACAAAGUGAAACCUUUGAUUGCUCUUACCAACUUCAUUGCCAACAGAAACAACUGACAAUGUUGUGUGUUUGCUGUAUUGCUAAGCAACUAACGUGGAGAUGUGACAAUGUAAUCAAAAAAAAAAAGUAACGGUGAAAUAUGAAUGGGUGAUAGUGAAACAAUUGGUAACCAAAAAAAAAAGUAACGGUGACCAAAAUUUUUUUUAGAAUGGGUGAUAGUGAAACAAUUGGUAAAAAUAAAAUAAAUGUCUGAUUACCUGAUCAGGGGUUAUGGAUUUAUAGCAAUAAUGUGGGUCAAUGACAUAAUGUGGUCUGGUUGAAG
This is a messenger RNA of Camelina sativa (false flax), 1598 nucleotides long. RefSeq names its product geranylgeranyl pyrophosphate synthase 4. Gene Ontology annotation, biological process: isoprenoid biosynthetic process. Gene Ontology annotation, molecular function: geranylgeranyl diphosphate synthase activity. NCBI's taxonomy places the organism in Eukaryota, Viridiplantae, Streptophyta, Magnoliopsida, Brassicales, Brassicaceae. The record is from RefSeq and is a predicted model, not a curated record.